GACUUGGGAAGUAGAAGACGUAGCCCCUCAACUACAGCCCGGAAGCGGGAAGUGCAGGCUGUUACCGGGGUAACCAGGGCUGCUGACUACGGAUGUGCGACUGAUGUCGGGGUGCAGGAGAAGAGGAGGGUGACCCCGAUACUUGCGCAGCCUGAGGACGUGGCACUAUGGGGGCAGAGCAGAGCUCUGAGCCGGACGUCAGGCAUGGGGACGUCAGCUCUUCGGCCAAUCCCUCACCGGCCAAACAGAGAGCCAAAAUGGAUGACAUUGUCGUGGUGGCUUCUGGCACUCAGUCUCACCGCAAUGUGACCAAAGAUCCCGAGGUGAUCAAGCUGCAGGAGAUCCCCACCUUCCAGCCCCUCCUGAAAGGUCUCCUGAGUGGUCAGACUUCCCCCACCAACGUCCGACUGGAGAGACUGGACUCCCCCCAGGUCCUGCAACUGUGUGUCCGAUACCAGGACCACCUGCACCAGUGCGCCGAGGCGGUUGCUUUUGACCAGAAUGCCCUGGUGAAGCGCAUCAAAGAGAUGGACUCCUCAGUGGACACUCUGUACAGCCACAUGCAGGAGCGGCAGAAACGAUUCGCCAAGUACGCAGAGCAGAUCCAGAAGGUGAAUGAGAUGUCGGCAAUCUUAAGGCGCAUUCAGAUGGGCAUCGAUCAGACGGUGCCCCUGAUGGAGAAGCUGAAUGCCAUGCUGCCGGAGAAUGAAAGGCUGGAGCCGUUUUGUAUGAGUCUGGACAGGGAACACAAACCGUGAUAUGCAUUGCCCCCUCAGGGACACUGAGUGACCUGCAGGCAAGAGCGCCAACCCCCUGUGCUGCCUGCAUACUCCAUAUGAAUACUGCCAUUACCAGCUCAUUGCUAUAAAAGCUAUUUAUAUGUGCGGAAGAGUAUAACUACGCCCAUCAUCCUCCCUCUGGGAUCCCGCUGUGAAACUGCUCUAUUAGCAUGGUGUAUAGUGGAGCUGAUGGCAAAGCUGCAGAGCAUCGCAUCAUGUGAAUUGUAAAUAUUGAACUUUGACCCUCACUCAGAACACUGAAUAUAUUAUUAUAUAAC
Bufo bufo (common toad) is the source of this 1057-nucleotide messenger RNA. It is a transcript of the gene BORCS5, whose product is annotated as BLOC-1 related complex subunit 5. The transcript is spliced from 5 exons. Bases 168 to 758 code for a protein of 196 amino acids. The record is from RefSeq and is a predicted model, not a curated record. Gene Ontology annotation, cellular component: synaptic vesicle membrane; cytoplasmic side of lysosomal membrane; BORC complex. Gene Ontology annotation, biological process: organelle transport along microtubule; positive regulation of anterograde synaptic vesicle transport; lysosome localization. Lineage: Eukaryota; Metazoa; Chordata; Amphibia; Anura; Bufonidae.